AGGAUGAUCAGGUAGAGAGAGAUCAGACAGUAUGAUCGGGGGGUUGUUUAUCUACAAUCACAAGGGGGAGAUCCUUAUCUCCAGGAUCUACAGAGACGACAUCGCGAGAAAUGCGGUGGACGCGUUCAGAGUAAACGUUAUCCACGCUCGAUCACAGAUAAGAUCACCUGUAACUAACAUAGCCCGUACCUCUUUCUUCCACCUCAAGAAAUCUAAUAUCUGGAUCACUGCUGUUACUAGACAGAACGUAAACGCAGCUAUGGUAUUUGAGAUGCUCCACAAAACCUUAGCUCUGAUGACAAGUUACUUUGGUAAAGUCAGUGAGGAGGCUAUUAAAAGUAACUUCGUCUUGAUCUACGAACUUUUAGACGAAAUUCUGGACUUUGGGUACCCUCAGAAAACAGACAGCGGAAUCUUAAAAACCUUCAUCACUCAACAAGGAAUCAAGACUACGAGUGCGGAAGAACAGACGAAGAUAACGAACCAAGUGACAGGUCAGAUAGGGUGGAGGCGGGAAGGAAUCAAAUACCGGAGAAAUGAACUGUUCCUGGAUGUACUGGAGAAUGUGAACCUCCUUAUGAACGCUCAGGGUAAAGUUCUAAGUGCCCACGUUUCUGGUAGAGUCGUUAUGAGGUCGUAUCUGUCUGGUAUGCCGGAAUGCAAGUUUGGAAUGAACGAUAAGAUCAUCACAGAUACCAAAGAUAAGGAGACUACAAGCGAUGUAGUUGCAAAAAAAAAGAAUGCAGGGAUAGCUAUUGACGAUUGCACAUUCCAUCAGUGUGUAAAACUAAGCAAGUUUGAAACUGAACGAAGUAUCAGUUUUAUUCCACCUGACGGUGAAUUCGAGCUUAUGAGAUACCGAACCACCAAAGACAUCAGCUUCCCGUUUAGGAUAAUUCCUCUAGUACGGGAAAUAGGGAAAACUAAAAUGGAAAUAAAAGUUGUUCUGAAAAGUAACUACAGGCCUGCCUUACUGGGACAGAAAAUAGAGGUUAAAAUACCAACGCCACAAACGACUGCUGGGGUUAAUCUAUUUUGCAACAAGGGAAGAUCGAAAUUCAAAUCGUCUGAUAACGCGGUAGUUUGGAGGAUAAAAAGAAUGGCCGGAUUAAAAGAGGCCCAGUUAACUGCAGAGAUUGAGUUGUUACCAAGUACUGAGAACCGAAAAUGGCAGCGUCCACCCAUCUCCAUGAACUUUGAGGUAGCAUACGCCCCCUCCGGUCUCAAGGUCCGUUACCUGAAAGUGUUUGAGCCCAAACUCGGGUACAGCGACCAACAAACGACUAAAUUUAUCCGUUACAUCGGGCGAGCGGGACUGUACGAAGUGAGAGUGUAGAGGCGUGAGAGCAGGGUUAUAGGUCCCCUACGCGCCCUCUGGAUUAAAGGUACGAUAUCUCAAAGUUUUUGAACCGAAGCUGAACUACAGCGACCACGAAACUGUCAAGUGGGUUCGAUACAUCGGAAGGAGUGGUCUUUACGAGACACGCUCCUAAUUAACCAGUUAGUUCAUCAAUUAGUUAAUUAGCUUAGAAUUCAAUUAACUUUCUUUCAAUUUUCAUGCAACACAAAUAUGAUCCGAUAUUGCUUUUUAAAUUUUCUGCUUUAAAACACGAUUAUUAUAUGCUAUGGUCGUAGAUUUAGAUUAGAUCCUUCUUUUCUAGGAGAUAUCUGCCUUUAUCAGUGGCUUUUGAAUUAAUUUUUCACAUUUUUUUUGAGUUUGAUAAUCAUGAAUUUUAGUUGGUGAAACAGUUUUGUACUAUACUUUAUUAUUGAAUGGUUAAGAAUGCAACCACAUUUCUUUCAAUCGUUUGACAACUUUAAUUUAGGCGGGUGAUAAUCAUGAUUUACAUGCAUGUGUUAUGUGGUAAUAUA
Molecule: messenger RNA, 1872 nt
Organism: Bolinopsis microptera
Lineage: Eukaryota; Metazoa; Ctenophora; Tentaculata; Lobata; Bolinopsidae
Product: AP-2 complex subunit mu-like
Exons: 13
Coding region: 32-1336 (434 amino acids)
Biological process (GO): intracellular protein transport; clathrin-dependent endocytosis
Cellular component (GO): AP-2 adaptor complex; cytoplasmic vesicle
Molecular function (GO): clathrin-cargo adaptor activity
Source: RefSeq, a predicted model, not a curated record